Molecule: messenger RNA, 1305 nt
Organism: Cylindrotheca closterium
Lineage: Eukaryota; Bacillariophyta; Bacillariophyceae; Bacillariales; Bacillariaceae
Source: the annotation of a GenBank genome assembly
AUGAAUGCAGGAAGGAGGAUGAUACUGAAGCAAUCUCGGAUCCUCCGAUUGUCUACGGGUCCCAAAUUUGGUAGUUCUGCUCUUCGUUUCCCAAUCCGGAGCCAUUCCUCGUCGAUGCCAAAAGAUGAUAGUGAAUUGAAGGGAUCAGGAUCUGAAAACGGAACCACAAUAAGAGAAGGUCGUGUUCGGCUCCGACUGCCAAAAGAUGAUAGUGAAUUGAAGAGAUCCGAAUCCGCAAAUGGGAAGACAAUGAAAGAAGGUCGUGAUGAGAUUCGAGUACCGAGAGAAAAUUCUGCCGCGGUGCAUCACACAGAUGAAGAAAGCCAGCAUCAGCGAGUCUGGCUUCCGAGCUCGGCGGAUGAACCUCUCUUUUGGAAUGAAGAUGUUGUCAAACGAAACACCCAAGACCCUCACAACUUGUCUCGGUUGCUCGACCGAAUAGAAAAACAAGAGCUCGAAGGUGGCCGCUAUCGAAUGAAACAGUAUGGCGUUUUGCAUGAAGAUCCAGCAGAAGAUAUGCGGCUCCUAUCAGAAAAUUACACGAUUCCAGCUUUGGCCAGUGCACUUCGUGACCGGGAAGAUGUCCUUCAAUAUUGUGCUCAGCUUGCUGAUGAAGGUGACUUUGAAAAAUUGCAGGAUCAUUUGCACAACUUUCACCCUAGCGUGGUGCUGAACCGGAGAAACGAACGACGUGUUCUAGAUGUGAGAAAGCCUUUGAAUGCGGCGUCAUUGGAGACCAUUCGAAAGGCUCUUAUGCGCAUGCCUCGCAGAGUGACUCAAGCACAUUCCAAACGCGCUGGUGUAGUGAUUGCUAUCUGCCAUGUGGACGGCGUGCCCUCGAUUAUCUUGGAACGACGAGCAGAAACCUUGAGAGCUCAUCCCGAUGAGGUGUGUUCAGUGGCGGACAAGACUAUUGUUGAAACUUGUUUGCGGGAGAUGAAAGAGGAAAUCGGUGGUUUGAAUUUUGACUAUCAUGGGGAUGAUGGAGGAUAUGGUAUUAGUGUCUUAGGAGUGCUGCGAUGCAACUGGGGGGAAGUUCACCAUAUGGUGGGGGUUGCAGUGACGCCUGUUGUCUGCUUCCUUGGGCAAGACCUUGCGGAAAUCGACUUGAAGCCAAAUCCAGAUGAGGUCUCAGAAGUGUUUACGGUCCCUCUGGCAAGUGUCAUGGAUAAGUCACAAUGGCUCUACAAAGAUGAUCAUGCGCCAAUAUUCGUCGGAGGCCCAUAUCUUAUUUUUGGGUUAACCGGCUAUAUAAUGGAUAGGUUCUUCAAGGACAUCUUGCUACCUAACAAUGUAAAAGAAUAG